Messenger RNA from Gavia stellata (red-throated loon), 3591 nucleotides. It is a transcript of the gene IRS1, whose product is annotated as insulin receptor substrate 1. Gene Ontology annotation, molecular function: phosphatidylinositol 3-kinase binding; insulin receptor binding. NCBI's taxonomy places the organism in Eukaryota, Metazoa, Chordata, Aves, Gaviiformes, Gaviidae. The record is from RefSeq and is a predicted model, not a curated record. Gene Ontology annotation, biological process: insulin receptor signaling pathway. Gene Ontology annotation, cellular component: cytosol; plasma membrane.
AUGGCUAGCCCCACAGAUAAUAACGAGGGCUUCUUCUCAGAUGUCAGAAAGGUGGGUUACUUGCGCAAACCCAAGAGCAUGCAUAAACGCUUUUUCGUGCUGAGGGCAGCCAGCGAGUCUGGACCCGCCCGGCUGGAGUAUUACGAGAAUGAGAAGAAAUGGAGACACAAGUCAGGGGCCCCCAAGCGCUCCAUCCCACUAGAAAGCUGCUUCAACAUCAACAAACGGGCUGACUCCAAGAACAAGCACCUGGUGGCCCUCUACACCAAGGACGAGCACUUUGCCAUUGCAGCUGACAGUGAGCCCGAACAGGAGAGCUGGUACCAAGCGCUGCUGCAGUUGCACAACAGGGCCAAGGGCCACCACCACCUCCACCACCAUCACCACCACCACCACAGCGACGUCACCUUUGGAGGCAGCAAUGCGGGACUGGGGGAAGCAGGUGAGGACAACUAUGGUGAGGUAGCCCCUGGCCCAGCUUUUAAGGAAGUUUGGCAAGUAAUUCUGAAGCCUAAGGGCCUAGGCCAGACAAAGAACCUGAUCGGCAUCUACCGCCUGUGCCUGACUAACAAGACCAUCAGCUUUGUGAAGCUGAAUUCAGAUGCGGCUGCUGUGGUGCUGCAGCUCCUCAAUAUCCGCCGCUGUGGUCACUCUGAGAACUUCUUCUUCAUUGAGGUGGGGCGCUCGGCUGUCACUGGGCCUGGUGAGUUCUGGAUGCAAGUGGACGACUCGGUGGUGGCACAGAACAUGCAUGAAACCAUCCUGGAGGCCAUGCGAGCCAUGAGCGAGGAAUUCCGGCCCCGCAGCAAGAGCCAGUCCUCCUCAAACUGUUCUAACCCCAUCUCUGUGCCCCUUCGCAGCAGGCACCAUGUCAACAACCCUCCACCCAGCCAAGUGGGGCUCAGUCGCCGGUCCAGGACUGAGAGCGUCACGGCCACCUCUCCUGCUGGUGGUGGGGGUGGAGGUACGGGUGGCAAACCCAGCUCUUUCCGGGUUCGAGCAUCGAGUGAUGGGGAAGGCACAAUGUCAAGGCCCGCCUCUGUGGAUGGUAGCCCAGUUAGUCCCAGUGCCAGCCGGACUCAUUCGCAUAGACACCGCGGCAACUCCAGGCUCCAUCCUCCGCUCAACCACAGCCGGUCCAUCCCAAUGCCUUCCUCGCGCUGCUCUCCUUCAGCCACCAGUCCAGUCAGCCUGUCAUCCAGCAGCACUAGUGGCCACGGCUCCACCUCGGACUGCCUGUUUCCACGAAGGUCUAGUGCUUCGGUUUCCGGCUCCCCUAGCGAUGGCGGAUUUAUUUCUUCUGAUGAGUAUGGUUCCAGCCCUUGUGACUUUCGCAGCUCUUUUCGCAGCGUGACCCCAGAUUCAUUGGGACACACCCCACCAGCUCGGGGUGAUGAAGAGCUCAACUACAUCUGCAUGGGGGGGAAGGCCACCUCCUCUUGCUGCAGCCUGGCAGCCCCCAACGGCCACUUCAUCCCACGCACCUGCCACCAGCAGCAGCAGCCCCGCUACCCUAGUACGCCCUGCUGUCCUCGAGGUGGUGGUGAGGAGGUUGCCGACUUGGAGAAGGCAUUCAGGAAGCGAACUCAUUCUGCAGGCACUUCGCCCACCAUCUCCCACCAGAAGACGCCCUCACAGUCUUCGGUGGCCUCUAUUGAGGAGUACACAGAGAUGCUGCCUUCUUACCCAUGUGGUGGCAGCCGGCUGCCCUCCUACCGGCACUCAGCCUUUGUGCCCACUCACUCCUACCCAGAGGAGUGUCUGGAGAUGCACCACCUGGACAGUGGCCAUCAUCGGACGAACUCCGCCCCACACACAGAUGACGGCUACAUGCCCAUGUCACCAGGUGUAGCCCCUGUGCCCAGUGGCGGGGGGCCCCCCAAAGGUGGUGACUACAUGCCCAUGAGUCCUAAGAGUGUAUCGGCCCCACAGCAGAUCAUCAACCCUGGCAGGGGGGGCCGCCACCCUCCAGCCACGGUGGACUCCAACGGCUACAUGAUGAUGUCCCCCAGCGGCAGCUACUCCCCUGACAGCGGCUCUGCGGGCUACGGCAAGAUGUGGACAAACGGCGCUGGCCACCACCCGAAACUCUCGGUGGAGAGCAACGAAGGGAAGCUCCCCUGCGGCGGCAGUGACUACAUCAACAUGUCCCCAGCCAGCGGCUCCACCACCAGCACCCCGCCCGACUGCUACUUCGGGGGCGCGGGGCAGCCGGGCGUUGAGGAGGCUGCCACCACGGCCCACCACAAACCCAUCUAUUCCUACUUCUCGCUGCCACGCUCCUUCAAGCACGUGCACCGGCGGGGCGGCAGCGGGCCGGCGGCGGCGGGCGAGGAGGGCAGCCCCCAGCCCCGCAUUGCUCUCGGCUCCGGGCGCCUCCUCUACGCUGCCGAGGACUCGUCCUCCUCCACCAGCAGCGACAGCCUGGGCGGCAGUGGUGGCGGUGGCACCGAGGGCGGCCCCCAGCCGCAGGCGCAGCCCCCGCGCAAGGUGGACACAGCCGUGCAGACCAGGGGCCGCCUGGCGCGACCCACGCGCCUGUCGCUGGGCGGCCCCAAGGCCAGCACCCUGCCGCGGGCCCGGGAGCAGCCCCCGCUCCUCCUGCCCCCGGAGCCCAAGAGCCCGGGCGAGUACGUCAACAUCGAGUUCAUCACCGGCGAGAAGCCGGCCUUCCCCUCGGCCGCCCUGGGGCUGGGCUUGCCGCCGCCGCCGGGCAACGAGGGCGCCGAGGAGUACAUGAACAUGGAGCUGGGGCCGCCGCGGGCCCCCUGCCCCGCCGGCUUCGCCGCCGCGCGGGCGGCCCCCGCCGGCCGGGACUACGUGACGAUGCAGCUGGGGGGCGCCGCCGCCGGGGGCUCCUGCUCGGACUGCGCCGAUAGCCCUUCCCCCUGCUCGCCCGCCCUCCUGCUCAGCUACGCCGACGUGCGGGCGGGCCGCUCCGCCGCCGAGAAGCCCCCGCCGGCGGCGGCGGCGACGACGACGGCUUCCCCGGAGCUGCCGCGGCCGCCGGCCGAGCUGUCGGCGGCGCCGUCGCGCUCCUCCUCCCUGCUCGGGGGCCCCGGCGCGGGCAGCGCCUUCACCCGCGUCAGCCUCAGCCCCGGCCGCAACCAGAGCGCCAAGGUGAUCCGCGCUGACCCGCAGGGCGGCCGGCGGCGGCACAGCUCCGAGACCUUCUCGUCCACUCCGAGCGCCGCCCGCGGAGCGGCGGGCGGCGGCGGGCUCGGGGCGCCCUUCCCCUGCGGCGGCGCGGGGGGCGCCGAGGAGGUGAAGCGCCACAGCUCGGCCUCCUUCGAGAACGUCUGGCUGCGACCCGCCGCGGGGGAAGGCGGCCGGCGCCCCGCCGCCCGGCGGGAGGCGGGGGCCGCGCCCGCCCUGGAGAACGGGCUCAACUACAUCGACCUGGACUUGGUGAAGGACUUCAGUCACCGCCGCCACCACCACCUCCACCCCCCCGCCGAAGGCGCCGCUCUGCCGGGGGGCAAGCAGCCGCCGUCGCCGAAGACCCCGGGCCAGCCUCGCGGGAGCGGCCACUCCAGCGACGACUUAAGCGCGUACGCCAGCAUCAGCUUCCAGAAGCGGGAGGAGAUGUAG